AUCUUGGUAGUAUAUAGGUUCCGCCCUCUUCUGUAGUUUGAUUGAUGGGCUUCCCGGCACUGGGCAAGGGGGCGUGGCUAAGGCUGUUCCUCUUUCUGCCCUGGGAAGACAGCUGCCUCCUUGCCCAGCCGGACCACCUGAAGUGAAUCAUACAAUCGGAAGGGACCACAAAGGGCCAUCCAGCCCAACUUGGGUCAUCAUGCCCAGCAGCCCCUCCCUCCCCGCGGAGAUCAGCAACUUCCUUGCAGAUGUUGACACAUUUGUAUCGGAUAUUUUAAAAGGAGAAAAUUUAUCCAAAAGAGCAAAAGAAAAGAAGGAUGCUCUGAUUAGGAAGAUAAAGGACAUCAAGUCCAAUUACCCUCAAGAAUUUUCCGAAAAAGGAGAUUUGGAAGAUGUGGAGGAACUUGAAGGUCCAAUGCAACCUGACAACCUUUCCCUGGCAUCUGACCGUGAUAGAGAGGACGAUGGUCCCCAUGAUGGGCAUCAGUUUCCUCCAGUUGCAGUGCAAGAUCUUCAGGCUGUUUUAAAAUCUGGGUAUCUGGAGAAACGCAAAAAAGACCACAGUUUUCUUGGCUUUGAGUGGCAGAAACGUUGGUGUGCUCUGAGUCGAAAUGUUUUUUACUACUAUGGAAGCGACAAAGACAAACAACAGAAAGGUGAAUUUGCUAUAGAUGGCUACACCGUCAGAAUGAAUAAUACCCUUCGGAAGGAUGGAAAGAAAGAUUGCUGUUUUGAAAUCGCUGCUCCUGAUAAACGCAUUUAUCAGUUUACAGCUGCUACUCCUAAAGAAGCUAAGGAAUGGGUACAGAGCCUCAGGUUUGUCCUACAAGACAUGGGGUCUGAAGUUAUUCCAGAAGAGGAAUAUGAAGACCUUACAGAUGCUGUCAUGCCUCCUCUCCAGAAAAACGAACCAGUGGAUGAUGACAUUUAUGAAGAGCUUCCAGAGGAAGAACUAACAGCAGCCACCGUCAUGCCACCAAAGGAUGAAGAACCAAAGAAACAAAGGCAGGAACCGGCUAGCAAUGUUUCGGGCAAUAAAAAAACCGAUUAUGUUAAUUUCUAUCAAGGUUUGUGGGACUGUACCGGAGAUGUUCCUGAUGAGCUGACAUUCAAACGUGGCGACACUAUCUACAUUCUCAGCAAGGAGUACAAUAGAUUUGGCUGGUGGGUAGGAGAAAUGAAAGGAACCAUUGGCUUGGUGCCUAAAGCCUACAUAAUGGAGAUGUAUGAUAUCUGAGAGGCCCGGGUGGACUCCACAAAUGAGAUGAUGACUGGAGUAGAUGCCCAACCAAGACGCAAGCUAAUCAGUGCCUUGUUUUCAUUAAUGUAUUUUAAUAUACUUUAAGUAUGUUUCUGUACUUUGAUUCUUGCUGUUGUAUUGUUAACUGUCCACUAUCAUUUUGGCACCAGGGGUUGUAUGAGAAAAUAUUGAGUCCAUUUGUUAACUUUUUGAUAAAUGGACACAGCAUAUAAAUAACACAUCUUAGCAAUAGUAGAUGUGGACAAUCUCAUAUUCUUUUCUAUGUGAGUGACUCUGAAAAUGUUCUCAGGGCAUUAUGCUUCUCCUUGGCACUUUAGAUAUGGAUCUCUUCUGUGAAUGUUCUUGCUUCAAUUUUCUCUAAUGUAUUUCACUGUAUAUUCAUUAUGUUUAAAUUGGUUAAAUUAGGUUCAAAACUCCAGGACACUGGUAGAAAACGACCCUGUCAAUAAAAUAUAAUACAAUAGCUGUUUUAAAAAGUAAUUUGAGAAGUUUUACGUUGUACUCCAUAGUAUCAAAUUCUACAUAGUCUUAGGUCAAAAGUAGUGUUUCUAAAAGAGAAUGGAAUAGUCCCUUCCAAUCCCAUGUAAAACUUUAACUGUUUUAUUGCUGCACCAAAAUAUUUUUUUUAAAUGGGUCCUAUCUAAAUAAGCUGUGGCUAGUAUUUGAAUACAAGGAAUCCCAGAUACUGUAGGCCAGUGGUUCUCAACCUGUGGGUCCCCAGAUGUUUUUGGCCUUCAACUCCCAGAAAUCCCAACAGCUGGUAAACUGGUUGGGACUUCUGGGAGUUGUAGGCCAAAACACCUGGCUAUACAGCAAUUUGGUGUUGUUGUUUUUGACUGCAACUCUUAGGCAACUUCAUAAAAAACCUAUUGUCAAAAAUCCAAAAUUAACUAGGACUGUUCUUAAAUCAUCAUGGCCAUGAAGUAUAUUCAUAUGCAGAACAAGUAAGACGAGACUUACUUGUUUUUUAGUUCCUUUUUACUGCUUUGCUCUCUGUAGCCACUCAUUGCAUCGUAACAUUCAUCAUUCAUUUUAUUUAUAUGUUUUCACCCAGUCUAGGACUCAAGAUGGAUUACAAAAAGCCAGAAUACAAUAAAAUACAUAUUGUUGGAUCUCCAUAAUGGCAUGAAACCAUAUAUACAAUUUCACUUACCUGCACCAAGCUUUUGGAAACUGGUCUUUCUGGAAAUUUACUAGGUCCUUCAGGCAAUUCUGUUGUAUACCUCUCCUGUAAGUUACCAUAAUAUUGUAUUAGAGAAUCUCGCAAAUUCCUAGAGAGGAUAUUUCUCUCGGAAGUUUUGGGUCCUUCAAUGCAACUUAAUGGUAUGUUGAGACCAGAGGUGAGGAAAUUUAACACAUGGUUUCAUAUAACUACACUUUGUAUUCCCCACAGAUACGGGACUUUGCGAUACAGUUAAAAUCAUUUUCAAAAUCAAGAUUACAUAACAACAGGGUUAAAACAAGUUUAAAUCUUAUUUUAAAACAGCUUUUCAAAACAGUAGAGCUAUACAGUAUACAUGCCAGUUUUAUUAAAAUCAGUUUCUAAAAGCUUGCUGGAAAACAAAGGUCCCUUAACAGUUUUAUUUAAACAAAGUUGUAAAAAUAGAAAACAAAGUACAGAAGAAUAAAACUUUGGGAAAACAAAGGUCUUUAUCACCAAAAUUAAAACAAACAUACAGCAACCUACGAACUGAUGUAUGCUUAGCUCCUCUAAUUGGCCAAAGAGUUUGACAUUGGUUCCCAUGCUGCUGCUUUGGACUUUAGGAUGAGUAUUGAUUCCUUGUCCAUAAUUCCAUAUACAGUAGAGUCUCACUUAUCCAACAUAAACGGGCCAGCAGAAUGUUGGAUAAGUGAAUAUUUUGGAUAAUAAGGAGGGAUUAAGGAAAAGCCUAUUAAACAUCAAAUUAGGUUAUGAUUUUACAAAUUAAGCACCAAAACAUCAUGUUAUACAACAAAUUCGACAGAAAAAGUAGUUCAAUACGCAGUAAUGUUAUGUUGUAAUUACUGUAUUUACGAAUUUAGCACCAAAAUAUCACGAUAUAUUGAAAACAUUGACUACAAAAAUGCAUUGGAUAAUCCAGAACGUUGGAUAAGUGAGACUCUACUGUAUGUAUAUAUGAGCUGUGGGUAUACAAUACAUUCUAUGAAAUUGCUCCCUGUUCAUAGAAAAUUAACAUAUGAGUUGUAGUCUAAAGCAUAAAGUAUUUUUCUCUGUGUUAAGGAGACUUAUAUUAAUAAGUUGUUACUACAGUUCAUUUAGAUUUGACAGCAUGAAAAUUGGAGAGAGCUUCUGUACCUUUAAUGGUUAUGAAGGAGAGUGAAUUUGAGUAGCUGUUGCUUGAAAUUUCCUCAUUUUUACAAUCAUUAAAUAUAUAAGAGGUCUCCAAUACUCAAUCUGACAAUCAUAUUUCGCAUUGAUUUUAAUGGACCUCAAUACAACUAACAUACAUUGUACAUUUUCCAUAGACCAAGUCUCAGUGGACCUACUUCUGAGUAGGCAAUAGACAUGCAUAUAAUCCUAUCAUUCCUCUGAACUUAAUCAUCAUAGGAGUGUAAGAAUUUCCAGUCUUCCAGCAAAUAAACAUUCACUGCACCUCCCUCCUUGAUUAUUAAAAUCUUGGAACAAUUUUACAAAGCCAUUAGCUUUCUCAUUUUGCAUAUACAUCAUGACGGUACAUUCCAUUUCAGUAGCAACUUGGUUUUAAUGUAUAUGUUUAUUUUUACUAUAUGUAUGUACAUACAUGGCUGCCUUUUUGUAAGGCUGCUUUGAGUUCCCCUUUUGGGGUGAGAAGGGAUAUAAAUGUAGUAAAUAAACUUGAAAUAAUAAAAGAGAAACAAAAAUAUUGGCGGACUUAUUUAAAGUGAGGUCCUUUGGGGGACAGUUUCUCUAAAGAUUAAAUCAAUCUGCGCUUGUCUGCAUCUGAUCGAAAUCCCUGCGAAACAAUGCUUUUUAACCAACCAAGGAUUACAUCACUGUGUUAAAUAUAGCAAAUCUGAAUACCUGUAUGUGGGGCGGGGGGGGGGGGGGGGAGGAGAUUUUUUUUGUUUUAUCAGUGUUGGCCAGUAGAUGGUAGUAGACUUUCACAGCACAUUGAAUUGCUGGGAAGCCCAUCCCCCAUUGGCGUUUGCCUUGCUCAGAUAAAUCUUUUAGAAACUUAAAAUAUUUGGAGGGACUUUCUUCCCCUUUUCAUGUAAAUCCAGGAGAGGGAGUCCUUAGCUAACUUAUGAAUGAUGGACCCUCGGACCAUUUUGCCUCCUGAUAGGAUGAUGGAGACAGCUGCAGUUUUAUUGCUUUCAUAACCUUUUUCUCACAUAGUAGAAAUUGAUAUGUGUUGCCUACAUACACACAUAUAUUUAAUAUGAGGAUGUUUCAAAGAUACGGUAACCCCGCCUUUUAGUGUUGGAAUAUGCUAGGCAAAGUGAAAGGGAUAAAAUAUUUGCUUGAAAAUCUUUACACAUAUCAUAACCUUUUGGGAGAAAAAGAGAAUACCCCAUUAACGUGACUCCGGCAGACCAGAAUAUCGCAAUAUAUGCUAAUUGCCUUAUUCUUGUUGUUUACUUAUAUUUCCUUUGCGUUCCCCAGAAUACAAAGAGCGCUCUUUUUCUAAGUCAUAUUUUAUGCAGCAUUUUGCUCGAUUAUUUGCUCUGUACUGGAUUUGUAGUGUACUGCCAUUAGAUCUCACACUAAUGUUCCACGCUGCAAAUUUUUAAGGUUCAAAUAAAGUUUAAUUGUUUGCAAACUGUUAUGAUGCUAAUAAUUCAACAGCCUGCUGUGUUACUAAUGAAAUUACUUUGUUAUGAUUAAUUUGGAAAAUAGUGUGUUGAUUGUAGUAAUUAAACACAACAAGGUGAAGUAAAUGAUUCUAAUGCCAUCUGGCCUCCAAACUGAAUGAAGAAAUGAAAUGAAGCUGUCAUUGGAAUUUAUUCAGAGAAGUAAGGGUAAUACAAAUGCCUUCCAUUGCAGUGCUGCUAUGAUGUACUCCUGCUACCUUGUACAGCAAUUUUGUAUGAAUCUGCAUAUAGUAAUUCAGUUGGUUGUCUGGCUUCAUGCUUCAAAACCGCUCUUUUAUAAAGGCGUCUUUGUGUCUGUUUAA
Anolis carolinensis (green anole) is the source of this 5355-nucleotide messenger RNA. It is a transcript of the gene skap2, whose product is annotated as src kinase associated phosphoprotein 2. Gene Ontology annotation, molecular function: protein binding. The transcript is spliced from 13 exons. NCBI's taxonomy places the organism in Eukaryota, Metazoa, Chordata, Lepidosauria, Squamata, Anolidae. Gene Ontology annotation, cellular component: plasma membrane; cytoplasm. The record is from RefSeq and is a predicted model, not a curated record. The coding region runs from base 200 to 1237 and encodes 345 amino acids.